AUGGAGACUUUCUACUGUGUAAUGCUUUUAUUGCCUGGCCUUAUGGCAGCAGUUGACAUGCAAAAAGAAAUCUCAGAAAUACGUAAUAUACUUCAACAACAGGAAUCGCAAAUAAUAAGUCUCCGUGAUGAAAACCAGGCUAUUCGGAAAGAUGUUAGUCGACUAGAUAUGGAAAAACAGUCACUGAAAACGGAGGUUCGUUCCCUUCGGAAACACGUCGAUCGACUAGAUUUUGAGAACCUGGCACUUAAGAAGGAAGUUGACAGUCUUGGGCUGAUAAUGUCGUCCAAAGGAGUCAAGAGAACAAAUGGUACCCAUCAUCAAAUAGAACAUAAUAAAGAGGUUUCUAGAAUUGGGGUUAUGAAGGACAAAAAAGGGAUAAGGAAUCGUUACCCAAAAACAAGAAGAGAGCAACUGAAAGCUAAACGUUUGAUUGGCACAGGCCAGGUAAACACACAGACCAUCACGGCAUUUUAUGCUUAUAUGACUACGAAUGAACCACAUCCAAGCACCCAUCAUCAACUGAUAUUCGAUGAAGUAAAAACGAACCUUGGUAAUGGUUACAGCAAAUUCACCGGAACCUUCACCGUUCCGACUGCAGGGGUGUAUGUCUUUACGUACAAGUUAUACACUGGUAAUCAUGGUGCUAUCCAUUUUGACUUACUUGUAAAUGAUGCUAUAUACGAUAGCACAUAUGGUGAAACUGACGAUGUCAGUGCUGACUUCGACUCCGAUUCUGGGACUAUUGUGGUAGCAGUCAACCAAGGUGAUAAUGUAUACCUGCGAUCAUACGAAGACUGUACUGGGACUGUACUAGGUUAUAGAAAGGCAAAAUCCACAUUUGCAGGAUGGAAAUUGAACUAA
Molecule: messenger RNA, 864 nt
Organism: Mytilus californianus (California mussel)
Lineage: Eukaryota; Metazoa; Mollusca; Bivalvia; Mytilida; Mytilidae
Product: complement C1q tumor necrosis factor-related protein 3-like
Exons: 2
Coding region: 1-864 (287 amino acids)
Molecular function (GO): protein binding
Source: RefSeq, a predicted model, not a curated record